AAGGAUUUUUCCGUGGUACAAACGAAUUUCUCAGUAUUUUUUGUUUUUUUCCCGCAAAGAUCAAUGUCUCAGCAUUUCAAGUUUCUCUCCCACCAAUAAUGGGGUCCUGUUGUUGAAUGAUCGACCAAUAAAACUAUACCCUCUGUUCGAAGCCAAAGUUUCAGAAGUGAAAAAGGUACAAUCUUUCCAAGUUUGAAGGGUAUUACUAUUAUGGCACAGUUCACUACGCAGGGUCGCCUGAAGCUGCUCUUCAAUGGGGAGGGUGUGUCUUCUGUUUUGGAGCACAACAAGGACCCUUUUCUCUACAACAAGUGCAGAUCAGUUCAAACCCACAAGAGAAGAACAACAAGGUGCAUAGGUUCUUCUGCCAGAAUUUACUAUGUAUCAUCAUCUCUAAGUAACAAAACCCACCUUUGUAAUGCGGAGGCAUGGCUCACUUCUGGCAAUGGGAGUGUUCAUGAUGAAUAUGAUGAUGAUGUGGAGGAUGAUGAUGAUGAUGUGUUUGACCGAGAUGGGUUGUCUUGUUUCCGGGGUUUGGUGUUGGACAUAGCUUACAGGCCAGUAAAUGUCGUAGGCUGGAAACGUGCUAUAUGUUUGGAGUUUAUGGAGAAGGCUGAUGUACUGGAGUAUUAUGCUAAGACAGUGAACUCCCCCAGUGGUUCUUUCUAUAUACCAGCUGUUUUAAGGGUUCCUCAAUUACUUCAGGUUGUUAAAAGAAGAAUAGUCAAGAACAAUCUUAGCCGAAAAAAUAUACUAUUUCGGGACAAUUACACCUGUCAGUAUUGUUCUUCGCAUGAGAAUUUGACCAUUGAUCAUGUUAUGCCCACUGCACUAGGUGGAGAAUGGACAUGGGAAAAUCUAAAUUGGAGAAUUAGAAAUGUAAUUGGCAUAGGCUUUGAAUCACAAGGACUACUAUCUUUCAACCUUCAUUAUCUACCACAGGUGACUGCUUGUGCCAAAUGCAACUGCAAAAAGGGUAGAAAAACUUUAGAGGAAGCAAAAAUGAAGUUGAUUAAGCCCCCAAAGGUCCCAAAGGACUAUGACAUUCUCGCCAUACCUCUAACUGCCGCAGCUCUAAGAAUGCUGACAUUAAGAAAGGGAACACCUGAAGAAUGGCGUCAGUAUCUAAGGUCUCCUUGAGUUAAUCAUCAAGGUUGUUGUAUAGUCCUGUAUGUCAUGCCAUCCACACUAAAUUUAUCCUUGCUCACCCCCCUCCCCCCCGCCCCCCCAAAAAAAAACAAAAGAAAUUAAAGGAAGAAAAAAAAAUCCUGAUUUUUAGUUUAUUUCAAGGCACUUCAAUUUUAUAAAGAAAUUCAUUGUAAACAGUGCUCUUCAGUCCUAAUGAUUGUGUAAAAUCUAUGCAUAUUAAUUCCUAUCUGCAGUUGUAUAUUAACGUUACUUAGCAGACCUUCAUCACUUGGAUAAAUAUGUGGUACUCUUGGUGAAAUUAAGAAUUGAUAUGUAACUAAUCUAAUCCUCAGAAUAUUUACCUCAUCUAUUAUGUUUGUUCACCCUUGUGAGUUGGACUA
Messenger RNA from Glycine soja, 1529 nucleotides. RefSeq lists its product as uncharacterized. The record is from RefSeq and is a predicted model, not a curated record. Lineage: Eukaryota; Viridiplantae; Streptophyta; Magnoliopsida; Fabales; Fabaceae. The transcript is spliced from 8 exons. The coding region runs from base 211 to 1140 and encodes 309 amino acids.